Messenger RNA from Oxyura jamaicensis (ruddy duck), 4388 nucleotides. It is a transcript of the gene PHF14, whose product is annotated as PHD finger protein 14. NCBI's taxonomy places the organism in Eukaryota, Metazoa, Chordata, Aves, Anseriformes, Anatidae. The transcript is spliced from 18 exons. The record is from RefSeq and is a predicted model, not a curated record. The coding region runs from base 17 to 2833 and encodes 938 amino acids. Gene Ontology annotation, biological process: regulation of transcription by RNA polymerase II.
CGCGGUGAGGCCGCGCAUGCGCCGUGCCGGCGGCAGGCAGAGAGGCAGGCAGGCGGGCGUGCGGGCGCGGGUGCGCAUCCGGGUCGGCGCCGGGCCAUUGUCUGCGGCCGGGCCGGGCUCGGCGGCUCCGCGCCCGAGGGGCCGAGGCAGCGGCGCCGCCUUCAUGGACCGCAGCUCGAAGAGGAGGCAGGUGAAGCCUUUGGCGGCUUCGCUGCUGGAGGCUUUAGAUUAUGAUAGCUCUGAUGACAGUGACUUUAAAGUUGGAGAUGCUUCAGAUUCUGAAGGAAGUGGUCAUGGGAGUGAAGAUGCAUCAAAGGACAGUGGAGAAGGUUCCUGUACUGAAUCAGAAGAAAAUAUCUUGGAGGAGGAACCGGCAGAAGAGAAAGUAGAAGAGCAACAACCAAAGAGCUCCGCUGAAGAAGAGGUGCCGACAGCAGACAAAGAGGUAAUUAAAACUGAAAAGAAAGAGCAAGAAGAUGAAGAAGAAAAGCCAAAAAAGAAGAAAGAAAAAGAGAAAGCAGCUGAACCUGAUGCUGCGGCUGAUGAGCAAACAAGUGAACCCAAAAAAUGGAAUUUGCGCAGGAACCGGCCCUUACUGGAUUUUGUAUCAAUGGAAGAACUAAAUGAUAUGGACGAUUAUGACAGUGAAGAUGACAAUGACUGGCGGCCUACUCCUGAGAAAAAAAAAGGGAAAAAUGCACUCCGAAAAGAAGGGAGCGAUGGAGAUAAUGAGGAUGAUGAAGAUGACGGGAGUGGGAGUGAUGAGGAUGACAACGAUGAAGAAGGUAAUGAAGAAGAUAACAGCAGCACAGCAAGUGAUGGAGGAUCCAAGAAGAAGAAGAGUAAAGUUCUUAACAGAAAUAAUGCAGAUGAUGAGGAACUGACAAAUGAUAGCCUGGCUCUUUCACAAAGCAAGAGUAAUGAGGAUUCAUUGAUCCUUGAGAAGUCCCAGAAUUGGAGUUCCCAGAAAAUGGACCAUAUUUUGAUUUGUUGCGUUUGUCUUGGAGAUAACAGUGAGGAUGCUGAUGAAAUAAUCCAGUGUGACAACUGUGGAAUAACAGUGCAUGAAGGUUGCUAUGGUGUUGAUGGAGAGAGUGAUUCCAUCAUGAGCUCAGCUUCAGAAAAUUCCACUGAACCUUGGUUCUGUGAUGCAUGCAAAUGUGGUGUCACACCUAGCUGUGAACUAUGUCCAAACCAAGAUGGGAUCUUCAAGGAGACAGAUGCGGGCAGGUGGGUCCAUAUUGUUUGUGCCCUGUAUGUUCCAGGAGUGGCAUUUGGAGAUAUUGACAAAUUGCGGCCAGUAACACUUACAGAAAUGAAUUAUUCAAAGUAUGGUGCCAAGGAGUGCAGUUUUUGCGAAGAUCCUCGUUUUGCCAGAACAGGUGUAUGCAUUAGCUGUGAUGCUGGGAUGUGCAGAGCUUAUUUCCAUGUGACCUGUGCUCAGAAGGAAGGCCUUCUCUCAGAAGCAGCAGCAGAAGAGGAUAUAGCUGACCCCUUUUUUGCUUAUUGUAAACAGCAUGCGGACAGGUUAGACAGAAAAUGGAAACGGAAGAACUACUUGGCAUUACAGUCUUACUGUAAAAUGUCCUUACAGGAAAGAGAAAAACAACUUUCGCCAGAAGCUCAGGCUCGAAUCAAUGCCAGACUACAGCAGUACCGUGCCAAGGCAGAGCUGGCUCGUACCACCAGGCCACAGGCCUGGGUACCCAGGGAGAAGCUGCCACGACCGCUUACUAGCAGUGCUUCAGCCAUACGCAAGCUUAUGCGCAAAGCUGAGUUAAUGGGAAUAAGCACAGAUAUUUUUCCAGUGGAUACUUCGGAUACUAGUUCCAGUGUUGAUGGAAGAAGAAAACAUAAACAACCAGCUCUCACUGCUGAUUUUGUCAAUUAUUACCUUGAGAGAAAUAUGCGCAUGAUUCAAAUCCAGGAGAAUAUGGCUGAGCAGAGGAAUAUCAAGGAUAAAUUAGAAAAUGAGCAAGAAAAGCUUCAUGUGGAGUAUAAUAAGCUUUGUGAGUCCUUGGAAGAGCUACAAAAUAUGAAUGGAAAACUGCGAAAUGAAGGGCAAGGCAUUUGGGCUCUGCUGGGUAGAAUCAUCGGACAGAAAUUGAACAUACCUGCAAUUUUACGUGCUCCUAAGGAAAGAAAACCAAGUAAAAAGGAAGGAGGAACACAAAAGACAUCUACGCUCCCAGCUGUACUUUAUAGUUGUGGAAUUUGCAAGAAGAACCAUGAUCAACAUCUACUGUUACUGUGUGAUACUUGCAAACUACAUUAUCAUCUUGGUUGUCUGGAUCCACCUCUUACAAGGAUGCCAAGGAAGACUAAGAACAGUUACUGGCAGUGCUCAGAGUGUGACCAGGCAGGUAGCAGUGACAUGGAAGCUGAUAUUGCCAUGGAAACCUUACCAGAUGGGACCAAAAGAUCACGGAGACAGAUUAAGGAGCCGGUGAAAUUUGUUCCUCAGGAUGUGCCACCAGAACCGAAGAAAAUUCCAAUCAGAAACACGAGAACUAGAGGACGAAAACGAAGCUUUGUGCCCGAGGAAGAAAAACCUGAGGAACGGAUUCCCAGAGAAAGAAGACAACGGCAGUCUGUUCUGCAAAAGAAGCCCAAGUCAGAGGAUUUAAGGACUGAAUGUGCUACAUGCAAAGGGACUGGAGACAAUGAAAAUCUAGUCAGGUGUGAUGAAUGCAGGCUCUGCUACCAUUUUGGCUGUCUAGACCCUCCCUUGAAAAAGUCUCCCAAGCAGACUGGGUAUGGAUGGAUUUGUCAGGAAUGUGACUCUACAUCUUCCAAACUUGGAUCCUUUGGCGUGACAUGCAAAAAGUGCUGAAUUCUCAGAGCUGCGGAGGUGAUAAUGUAAGUUGUGUUUUGAAAGUAGUGUCCACAAUAACGUGGUCUAGACUAUUGAAAACCGAGUAACAAAUUUAAUAGAACUUUUAAUUGUUACUCUCUCUAGGUCUUGGCUUCCUGUUUGUAAAAUGCUGAUACUGCACCUUUAUUUUAGACAUUUUCCUUGAAUUUGAAUGAAUUGUCCUUGGAGUUGCUUGUUACUGUCCAGGGACUAUAGAGGGGAGGCUAGACAGUUCUGAUUAGCAAGGGUUACAGUUUAGGGAUUCUGCUUGCUUGAGUACAUGUAGAAGAUGAUUGAAUGAGCGUUACAUGGACAGACUUUAUCUGGGUAUUUACUAGCAUUCAGAACAAAACAUUUCUGAUGUAGCCAAAGUCUUUAACAUUUACAUAUACAGGAAAUCCCUAUUUGAAUAUAAUAUAUGAGGUUGGCACAGGCUGAUACCAUUAUAUGCAUGCUUAAUCGUGUUGUAAAUAUGUUUUAUAGUACUUCUGUAGAUACCAUUCAGUGCAAUGUGAUUUUAAGAAGUUAUAUUUAAAAUAUAUCUUUACAAAAAUAAAUCAAAAAAUCUUUAUUCUUACAGUUCCUUUGUAUUAAUUCAAACUUGUUUCAGUUGCAUAUUCUGACAGGGUGACUGCAAUGCUUAUAAAGAAGCUGUGAGCCUAAUUUAGUCAGUGCACAUUCAUUUGAGGACACAACAUACAAGCAAAUGUUCUGCCACCAGGGUGAACAACAUUGCACCUGAAAAAUGACAAAUGAAUACUGCUAACAGAUCUGAUACAUGCAGAACAGAAUAUAAUGGAAAAAAACUCAGUUUAUGCUACUGUCUUCAGGUUUAAGUUAGUAUUUCAAAGUGGUUUACAGAAUAACAAAUUGCAUAGUGUAAGUGACUACAUUUAUAAAGAUAGAAUCUGUUUUCACUUUAGGCAUGGAUGUUUUGACCUAUUUUAUUAUAUGGUGAUCAUGAACAAUACAGUUAAACUUUUUUGUAUUUGUUCAUUUAUUUAAAGCUGUUUGAGUAGAGUUGAAUAAUGCUAUCAGAGUGGGACGUGUUUUGUGCCGUGUAAUAAAAGAUUUUUUAUAUAUAUAGCAACUGGAAAAUAUGUGGUUACAUUCAAGUCAUUGUUGUCUUUCUAGGUUUGUGAUGAAACGUCAAACCUUGGCCCUGAAAUGAUUUCUUUGAAAUUGAACAAGAUAAAAGAAUCCAAAUGUGUAAGGCUGUGAGAAACCUUAAAAGAAGUUCUUUACCACUUACAUGCUGUUUUAAGAACUUCAGUAAUGCCAAACCUUGGCAUAGGAAGGAGUUUGACUAACAAGAUAGUAAAAAAUAAAAAAUAAAUAAAAGGGUGAAAUUGUAGUGUGGGGUAGUUCUUAUCAGUUGGCUGAAAUAUUGCCAAGUGUGUUCUAGUAUUUGCCCCCCAGGUAUCGUAUUUAGAAAAAUGAGUUGGCACAGCCUGUGUUAUUUUCUGGCAAACAAGUGUAUAUAAAAAAAAUCAAUGUAUUGAAUAAUUUAUAUGAUAAAAUGUUCCAAAAAUAA